This is a messenger RNA of Sphaerodactylus townsendi, 3428 nucleotides long. It is a transcript of the gene CDC25A, whose product is annotated as cell division cycle 25A. The record is from RefSeq and is a predicted model, not a curated record. Gene Ontology annotation, cellular component: cytoplasm; nucleus. Gene Ontology annotation, molecular function: protein tyrosine phosphatase activity. Gene Ontology annotation, biological process: G2/M transition of mitotic cell cycle; protein dephosphorylation; positive regulation of G2/M transition of mitotic cell cycle. NCBI's taxonomy places the organism in Eukaryota, Metazoa, Chordata, Lepidosauria, Squamata, Sphaerodactylidae. The coding region runs from base 76 to 1455 and encodes 459 amino acids. The transcript has 14 exons.
CUUUUUGUUCAUCGUGUUCUGUAAGGUAAUAGCAACGUUCUGAAUCGUUGCAGCCAAAGUGAAAAUUGUGUUCAGAUGCUGGAAGAAAGGGACAUCAAUCUGCAAAGGAGCACCUCUUCUGAUUCUACAGAUUCAGGCUGCUGCAUGGAUUCUCCAACCUUGCAGGGUGCGAAAGACCUUGACGACACCUUUCGACUUCCGAUACAAAGAAUGCAUUCCAUCCCGCAAAGCCUUCUGGGAUGUAGCCCUGCUUUGAAGAGGAGCCAUUCGGAUGUGCUGGGCUGCAGUGCUUUUCAGUCCUGUGACUCUGAAGAGAACAAAGAGAAUGAGCCCUUUGAAUUCAAAAAGCCGAUGCGGCCUACCUCUCGCAGUUCUUGGCGCAGCUGUUCCCUUGAAAGUACACAAGACACUUUAGGACCAAAGCAGAAGUCUGCUCCAGGAUUUAUGGUUUGUAGCGGCGAGAGUGAAAAUCACCUGGGAAGCUCCAGUCCGGCAUACGUGAGGCAGCUCUCUCUGAAGGCCCCUGGAACAGAAGAUGAGGAUGAUGGAUUCCUGGAGAUCAUGGAUGGGCCAGAUGUCAGUAAUGAUGAAGAGAUGCCAUUUGGGGUGGCAAGUCUGUGGACUGCACCGUUAGUGAUGAAGACGCGACAGGAAACCCAGAAUAAGCGCUGCAGGCCGCUGGGGUCAGAAAGCAAGCCGUACGGUGUGGCCAAGGCUGCCCUGAAAAGAACGGAGAGAUCCCAGGAAGAGAAUUCACCGGAGACCAGCAAGAGGAAGAGAAAUGCUUGUGGAGCUCCACCUGAAGAACUGACGAGUCAGGUCCUUGUUGCCGAACCACUGUCAUCCUCAACCGAGAUAGAGAGUAUUCUAGACAACGACCAAAGGGACCUUAUUGGAGACUUCUCAAGGGGUUAUCUUUUUCACACGGUGGACGGGAAGCAUCAAGAUCUGAAAUAUAUCGACCCAGAAAUGAUCGUUGCAGUCUUGAACGGAAGCUUCGCAAGGUUCAUUAAGGAGUGUGUGAUCAUUGACUGCAGAUAUCCCUAUGAAUAUGAAGGAGGCCACAUCAAGGGUGCCGUAAACCUCCACAUGGAGGAAGAUGUGGAGGAGUUCUUGCUGAAGAAGCCCAUCGUCUCAUCUGACAACAAGAGAGUGAUCGUUGUUUUCCACUGCGAGUUCUCGUCAGAGCGGGGCCCACGAAUGUGCCGGUUUGUGAGGGAGAGAGAUCGCCUUGGCAACGAGUACCCCAGCCUGCACUACCCUGAGCUGUAUGUCCUGAAAGGGGGCUACAAGGACUUCUUCCUCAAAUGCAGGAGCUACUGUGAGCCGCAGGGCUACCGCCCCAUGCACCAUGAAGACUUCCGGGAGGACCUGAGGAAGUUCCGCACCAAGAGUCGGACGUGGGCCGGAGAGAAGAGCAAAAGAGAACUGUACAGUCGCUUGAAGAAGCUCUGAGAUCUCUUCAUGGGGCAGCCAGAUGCCGCUUGCCUGCCACGGGGGCAAAGGAGGACAUGGGCUGGCUUGUCGCCUUAGCCCUGCAGGCCGUGGAACGUGUUUGCUCCUUGCGUGGUCUUUGCCGUUGCUGCUUACUGAAUAACUUCCGGCAAGGGAAUGUGGGAGCACUUCGACUGCCCACCCACCCGCCCGGUGGGUCUGGACCCUGUUUACACUCCCCCGUGGAACUACGGCAUUUGUGUGCCUCCUUGCGUGGGAAGCUGUCCGUGCCUUCUGAAGUGUUAACAGUGAUAUUUUAGCAUGUGUUUUAAAAGUGUACCUUUUUAAAUGUUAGUCCAGUCCAAUGAAGCUAACUUAUGCCUGCGGCUGAGGUGUUUCAAGGCCUCUUUCUGACUCUGGUCCCAGCUGGAGGCACCCAAAGGGAACCCACCAAGCUGCCGCUGAGUUGUGUCAUGUUCACGAGUGCCGUCAUUUUUGCAAUUCGGUGCCGGGUGGGGGAAGCAAGCAAGGAAGCUGGAAACAAUUUCUGCCCAGAACCUCACUGUCUGUUACCGGGAGCAGCUUCGUUGUGUUCUCGCCCCCGAGGCUCUGAUCUGACUGCCCUGGACUUUGCCAUAGCAGCUCCCUAAGAAAGAACACUGAGGGUCUUGGCUUUCUUGCGGAUAUCUCAGAGGACAGGGUGUUCCGUGAAGCGCCCUGGAUCCUCUAGCAGCAGAUUCCAGGAACCCCCACACCAGACACAGCAGUGGCGGUUCUUCUGAGACCAGGCUUCAGGAAAGGAAUGCUGACUUGGGGCAAUCAUGGUGCUUUCUCCCCACCCCCCCACCCCCACCCCAAAUCACUCCGCAGCCAAGGAUUGCGAGGCCUCUCCAACCCUGGCUUCCCGUUCUGCUGCUGUUCACUCCCACAUGUCUUGCUGGAAGGAUGGGUUGAUGUCUAUCGGCUUUUCUCAGCUCAUGAGAUGUCCAGAGGUAAAUAACGGAAUGGUGGGCAUGUGGCUACCACCUCUGAGGCUCACGGGGCCCCCUCUGGCAAAAGGCCGUUGUCAAAGAAUAGAGUCUGUUUUAUCAUCUGAUUGAAACGCUAAUUGUGUGUAUAGUUCCGUGGUGGUGAACCUUUGGCGCUCCAGAUGUUAUGGACUACAAUUCCCAUCAGCCCCUGCCAGCAUGGCCAAUUGGCCAUGCUGGCAAGGGCUGGUGGGAAUUGUAGUCCAUAACAUCUGGAGUGCCAAAGGUAGUUGGUAACAGUGGGACUUAGGGGCAGAAUACUUGGUUGCCCUUCAUAGGCGGCUGGCCAGAAAUCAUCCCUUUGGACACCUUGACCUCUGGUGCCGCAUCUUGUGUUACAAAUCCUCUUAUUGUGAAGAGGAGGGGCCGCAGGGGACCCAUAAGUGUAAAUUUCACGUUCCUCAAAGGCCGCUGCUGUUUGUUAUAUCUGGGGAAGGAGGCAAAGGGAAUUAAGAAAUCCAUGAGUGUUGGUUGGUUGUCGUCGAAAUGUGGGAAGGAAGCUAUUGGAUUGUGGGUUUGUACCUUGGUGGAACGGCCUUGUAUGCUCAGUCCAGCUCUUUCACAGACGGAACCUGCCAUCCGUGGUUUGUGCCUGUGCUGCUCAGACACUGGAGCCCUCGGGGAAAAGUCUGGGGUUUCGGUUGGCUGAGGACUCUCACAAAUGUUUGCUCUUCUUCCUAACCACUGUGCUUCCACAGCAGCUUUGCCGGCUUCGUCCUGUGAAUGUUCCCCAAAGUACUUAUUCUGCUUCUUCUCCGCACACUUCCUAGAAUUCGGGGUUCUGUAUUUGUUCUCGUUGCCAGUUUUAAAUUCAGCUGUGACGUUUGCGGAGGCUUAUUCAGCGAGAGGGAAAAGCACCUGCUUUUAAUGUAUUGUCAAUGUCUUGAAUGCAAGAGGGAAACGAGGGGCCUUCACUUGAAACCAUCUGGUUCUGUAGGCUCAGGAAAUAAACUGCCCAGUACCAAA